AUGACCAGUUGUGGCCGACGGUCCUGGAACGCGCUGGCGCUCAUCUCCCUGCCUGUCCUGUCCGCGCACUUCCGCGUCUGCGAGCCCUACACGGACCACAAGGGCCGCUACCACUUCGGCUUCCACUGCCCGCGGCUCUCGGACAACAAGAGCUUCUUCCUGUGCUGCUACCGCAACAACACGGUGUUCAAGUACUGCUGCGGCGAGAGCGAGUUCCGCGCCGUGAUGCAGGCCAACCUCACGCCGGCCGAGGGCUACGCGCACAACAACUACCCCGCGCUGCUGGGCGUGUGGAUCUACGGCUUCCUCGUGCUGGCGCUGCUGCUCCUGGACCUGCUCUACUACUCCGCCAUGAACUACGACUUCUGCAAAGGCUACCUGGCGCGGUGGGGCGUCCAUGGACGGUGGAUGAAACAGGACCCCCGGCGGUGGGGGGCCCCCGCCCGGGCCCCGCCGCUGGGCCACCCCCCCGGCCCCCGGCCACAGCCCCCGCCCCUGCACACGCCGGGAGACGGCCACAGCCCGCCGCUCAUGACCUUCCAGAGCUCCUCCGCCUGGAAAGAAAUCAGCACGUGCGGAGCUCGGGCAGACUGCUUCGUGGGGGUAGAAAGUGGACAUCUUUCGUGGACUGACUGCCUUGGUCGCCUGAGGGCCCCUGAGGUGACACGGCGAUGGCUCGUGGGUGGCUGUGGGCACAGGGCCCCGGGGCGGGGUCGUAAGGACCUUGAGGGGGGCUUCCGUGGCCCCACACCCCUCCUGCUGGCCAGGCUCUGCCCCAAGUGCGAGCUCCCGGGCCGGGCACGCGCAGUACGUGCACAGUUAAGCCCUGCCUCCUCCUGGGAGCCCCCGGCGCACUGA
Molecule: messenger RNA, 858 nt
Organism: Perognathus longimembris pacificus (Pacific pocket mouse)
Lineage: Eukaryota; Metazoa; Chordata; Mammalia; Rodentia; Heteromyidae
Gene: Shisal1
Product: shisa like 1
Source: RefSeq, a predicted model, not a curated record